Xylaria bambusicola is the source of this 1208-nucleotide messenger RNA. RefSeq lists its product as uncharacterized. The record is from RefSeq and is a predicted model, not a curated record. The transcript has 3 exons. Lineage: Eukaryota; Fungi; Ascomycota; Sordariomycetes; Xylariales; Xylariaceae. Bases 152 to 463 code for a protein of 103 amino acids. Gene Ontology annotation, biological process: mitochondrial respiratory chain complex I assembly.
GGGGAGCCAACUACAUUCAUUCAUUCAAUUAAAUCAGUCCCAUAACCAACGACAACCAGCCGAUACAGCUCCAAUUGAGCUUCCUCGACCCUCGACCCUCGACGCCCGAGCCCAUACAUCUUGUCGAGUGCCGUCUCACGAAUCCUCCAACAUGGCCUCUGGAUUCGGCUUGCACGGAGGCCCCAGCCGAUGCUUUCCUUUCUGGCAGGAGGUCCUCGCCUGCUAUGUCGUCAAUACAUCGUCCGAAGAUGACACGGGCAAGAAAAAGUGUGCUCCUGUACUAGAGGACUAUUACGAGUGUCUACACCACAAGAAGGAGGCCGCGAGAAUCAAGCAACUACAAGCUGCGUAUAGAAAAGCCGAGGCUUCAUCAGCGAGGGAUAAUGCGCCGAGUGCCGGCCAAAUAAGGAAUCUGGGCUUGAUCGAUAAGGAGGAGGACACGAAACAGGUGUUAGGAGGCUGAUGAGCAUUCUGUCGAUCAGUGUAUACCACAUUUUGUCGAUCGAUACAUGUACAUAGUAGGUGGACCUCGGGUGGAAUCGAUGACCAUUCGUUCCACUGGCAAUAAACAGGUGCUUUGGUUUGGCACUAUUGCGUUACCUACUCAGACACAUUCUGCAGCUAUGGUUCCCUAUGAACUCAGAUAUGAGGUGGAUGAUAACAGUUAACUACUCAUUGAAGCACCCAAGUCGUUGUGUACAUCAUCAUCAUUAUCAUCAUAUGGCUCUCUCCACGUCCUCCUGAAGAUCCAAAUGAACAUACAAUCACUUGUUCGUUGAGAACAAAUUCAACCUGGUUGUUCACUGCAGUACGAUCAACUCCAAGCUUUGAUUGUGCUAAAUUAAAGCCAAAAUUCAUUUAUCGAGAGCAACCAUUUGCCUUUUCUAGCACUGAGUCUACUGCCGAAGGGUUCUCACAGAGCGAGAAACAGCCUCAGAUCAACCUUUUGAGACUAUAGUUGAGGACACUCAAGGCUAAUUCCAAGAAACAAACAUCAACUCAUUGAUAUGAGCCGAUUCAUUCAAUUGCUAGAACUUUAUGAUGCUGAAUGUCUCAAUAAAUGUCGACGGGGGAAGGAGACAGUGGCAAGAAGGAAGUGGUGAGGAAGAAGAGCGAAGAAUUUACUGCCUAAGCGAUUGCACUUUCUCGUCCUCGAGAAAAAGGCGAGAAUGCUACCUAGGUAGGUAGUAGGAUAGGAUAGAUAGGAU